UCGCUCCAUUCCGGCCGCAUCCACCGCCAUCCGAGUGCCUCAAAGAGCGAGAGGUGGUGAGCGGGACCGCAGGGCGCGCCCUUCGGCAGACCCCAGCCAGGCCUUGGGGGGCACGGGCGGCAGCAUGGACACCAAGCGCUGCUUCGCCAACCGCUUCGAUGACUACCAGGGCAGCCUGCUGGCGGGCCAGUGCGAGGAGGCGGUGGCGCCCUUGGUCACCGCCACCAUCGAGCGCAUCCUCCAGGAGCUGCCCCCGCUGGGGGGCGGCGCUGAGGGCCGGGGGGCGGCGGCCGCGGCCAGCAGUUGCCAGGGAGGGCUGUACGGCGGCGUGGCCGGGGUGGCCUACAUGCUCUACCACGUCUCUCAGAGCCCGCUCUUCGCCGGGGCCCGGGAGCGCUACCUGCGCUCGGCCAAGCGCCUCAUCGACGCGUGCGCCCGCGCCGAGGAGUGGGGCGAGCCGGACGCCGACACCCGCGCCGCCUUCCUGCUCGGGGGCGCGGGCGUGUACGCCGUGGCCACGCUUGUGUACCACGCCCUGGGCCGGUCCGACUACGUGCAGCCGCUGGGCAAGUUCCGGUCUCUGUGCGCCGUCUGCGCGCCGGUUUCCUUCCUCGAGUGCGGCUCCGACGAGCUGUUCGUGGGCCGCGCGGGCUACCUGUGCGCCGCGCUCGUGCUCAAGCAGAAACUCGCCCAGGAGGUGCUGACCCCAGCACAGAUCAAAUCAAUUUGCCAGGCAAUCCUGGACUCCGGGAAGCAAUAUGCCAUGAAAAAGAGGAAACCAUUCCCACUGAUGUAUUCUUACUAUGGAACCGAAUACUUGGGAGCAGCUCAUGGCCUGUCGUCCAUCCUCCAGAUGCUUCUUUCUUACCAUGAGCACCUUAAGCCCUCGGAUCAGGAGCUGGUGUGGCAGAGCGUGGACUUCCUUAUGGAGCAGGAGCAGAACUGCAACUGGCCACCUGAGCUCGGCGAGGCCAUCGAGAGGGAGAACGAGCUGGUGCACUGGUGCCACGGCGCCCCAGGAAUUGCCUAUCUGUUUGCAAAAGCUUAUCUGGUUUCCAAGAAACCACAGUACCUGGACACAUGUAUCCGGUGUGGGGAACUCACGUGGCAGAAGGGCCUGCUAAAGAAGGGGCCAGGGAUUUGCCACGGGGUAGCUGGCAGUGCCUAUGUCUUCCUGCUGCUAUACCGGCUCACGGGAAACUCUAAAUACAUCUACCGAGCCCAAAGGUUUGCUGAAUUUUUGUUUACCGAGGAAUUCAAGGCUGGUUCCCGGGUCCUUGAAAGUAUAUACAGCUUGUAUGAAGGCUUCUCCGGGACGGUGUGCUUUCUGAUUGAUCUGCUGCAGCCCAACCAGGCUGAGUUCCCUCUCUUCAGCGUCUUUGUUUAGAAGGCUCCGUGUCCCACCGUGGCCCUGCAGAAGGUUCCUGAGAUUUCCUGAGCUUACUACCUGGCAGUUUCCACAUAAGCCACAUUCAAUGGUAUCAAAACCAUGAGCCUUAACAUUGCUGUCGGAAGGGAGGGAGCAAGCAGGUGAAGGCAACAUGAUACCUGAUUGAAGGGAGAACAGUGUGAGAACCUGCAAACAUAAAGACACCACAACUCUUCUAAAACCCCUAGAGAUGGAAUAGUUCAGGGAAUAGAUGUGAGACCAGAGAUCAGAGGAAAAAGGGAAAGAGAAAUCAUCUGGCUUUCACUUGCGGGAUAGAAAACAAAAUUGAAAUGUGGACGAUGGCAAUGAAAUGCCAAAAAUACCUUUGCAGUUGGAGAGAGAAUUUGACCAUUUGUGGGUGCCCUCCACCCCUAAAUUCAGAAAAAAAGACGAUCAGAAAACUAAAGUAAUUGCCCAGCUCAAACUGCUAGGAGGGACGUGUCAGGUUGCCGAAGGGCAAAAAGGGAAACUCUUGGUUGUCCUUUGCCUUUACUUAUUGAAAUUCAUGAUUUUUAAUGAAUGGAGAAAUUUGCAUAUGAAUCUCUAUUUUUUAUCAUUACCCUGGGCACUUUAAAGAGGUCAUAUCAUAACUUAGUUUAACCCCCCAAAUUCCAAGUUCCCUUAGGUCUUAGAGCAUCUCUCUUCCUGGGUUCCUUUUUCUUUCCGAAAGCUCAAUUAGAAUAGCAAAACUCACAGGCUAACAAAUACUGUAGCAAGUGUUAUACUGUCAAGUGUUUUUCUCAACUUGAAGCAUAAGCUGUGUACUGUCUAUUGUGAGUAAUUUUUUAAAUGCUUAUGUAAUCCCUAUGAAGCUAUUAGCUGAACUGUAAAAUAUACUCGUGGAAAAAAUCACUCAUCUCAAAGAUCAGGGUAACCACCAUGAAGGUGGGUCAUUUCCGCCUUGGAUGGAAUACUGUGUCCCCUGGGACAGGCACACAGUGGCCUAGAAAGGGACCAGGGAUUAUGAAAAGAACGCUGCUCAAUUUUAUACUGUAAGAUUAAGAGAUGCGUGAACUCCCUGGCUGAUCACCUUACCCUCCAAGACACAGGCUCCACUAGAAUUUGUCUACAAUACCCAGUGAGCCAAGUUGUCCUAUUAAAUUCAGCCCUGCCAUAAACACAUAGAAGCUGUAAAACUACUUCAAGUAAAUAGUGUUUCCAGAACAUUGUGGGAGCAUCUGUCACUUCAAUACUCAGAACAUGAGUUUAUCCAUUUUCUAGAAUUUGGUCGGUGUCAAUUACAUAUAUCAGAGUGAGGAGGAAAUUGCAUACCGUAUAAUAUUUAACAAUUAUUUAAAUAGUCAUUAAAUAUUUGGAUAUACGUGAUAGAUGUAGAAUAUGUAUCAUUAAGUGCUUAGGUUUACAUCAGGAUGUAUAUAUAUCUAGAUAUGUAUCUAGAUAGAUAGAUAGAUAGAUACCUAAGCGCUUAUUCAGUUCAGUAGUUCCUAACUUCUUGAUUCAUAGAUGAACUUUGGGAGGAGUUGGGGAAUAUUUUGUUGCCUAAAAAUGUGUGUGUGUGUGUAUGUGUGUGUGUGUAUGCACGCUCUUUUUUCUGCAAAGAGGAUCUCUAGCAUUCACAAGAUUCUCGAAGAAUCUGGGGCUGAAGAAAGGUAAGAACUGUCUGGAUAUUUUCUGACUUUCUUUAUGUUUGCACUCAUCAGAACAAACUAGGACAAAGUGGUUUUGAAAAGCAUGUAUGUUUGUAGCUCAUUGUUUCAUUUUCAUAUCCUCAGAUAUAAGUAUAUAAAAUUGGCCUCAAUUGUUCACCUUUGAACAUACUCAGAUUGGGGCAAUACCCCAUAAAUAGCAGCUUUCAGGUGACUCCCAAAGUUGGGUUCUACAAGUUCUUUCAUGAAUGGUCAAGGACCUCUCAGAAAGCCUUAAGACAAAAUGCCUUCUACAAAGUAGUCUCCUUUUGAAAUGAUAGUGGUAGCUGCUUUCCACCAUCUGGAUUUAAAUUCGUUUCAUCUGACCCCUAUAGGCUGACGGUAAUAAACAUUCAAUAUACAGGGCUUUAUAGAACGCAUGCGUUUUUCAUCGUCCAGCAACCCUUCAAGGUGAUUUACGUAAUUGAUCCAAAGUCUCACAGUUAGGAAGGGGCAGAAUGAGGAUUGAGACCCAGGGUUUCACUUCCCACGUGUUAUGUAUUUGGUAGUCUAGACUAGAACCUGGGGAUACAGCAGUGAACAAAAUACCCUAGGAAGUUAGCUUCUGUUUCUGUUUGCUGAUCCUUCCACCAUUCAUCCUUAAGACCUAAGCACUAAGAAGUGAUCAUCUAGCUCAACAUACCAGUUUCAUCUCUAGGAACUUCAGAAAAACUGGACUCAUUUCUGCUCACCUGCCCUUCUAAGGUCCAGUAUGGUAACUAUCAUGUUGUUGUGCUAAUCGUUGUGAAAAGGCAACCAUUUUGUCAAAUCCAAGAAAAGGCCAUGUUUGUGUCUUUAUGAAUUGACACCUCAGUAAAUUAGAAACAAGGGUAAGCUUGUUCAGCACUUAAACAUGUUGAAUGUUUUUAUUUUCCUGAGAGAAUAGAAUUACAAGUUUGGGUAGGUCUUCUUCUAUCUUGUUUUCCCAAGAAGUGGGAAAAAGACCCUUUAGUGUUGCUGUAGAAAAGUGUGGCAUGUCACUUCUUGUUUAAUUAACCAACCUGUUCCCUUCAAUGUAAUAUUCUUUUUUGAAUAGCGCUGAAGUGUGUUGCCUCUUGAGGGUAUUUUCACCACCACUAGUAUAACUUUAAUGUUAUUUACUAUAUGUGAUACGAACAAUUAUAAACCUGAAGAUAACAGUGGAAAUUUGAGGAUAGAUUGAAAGAAUCUCUCAGCAAUGGGGGAGACUGCCUUAUACUUGGAGAACAGGAAGUUUUGGAAAGUAUUACAACUCCGUGUAUUUUGUUUCAUUAACACAAUUAUGUACCUUCUCUUUCAUGUACCCCCCCACCAUGUAUCUUUAUUUUGCCUAAUCCCAUUUCAGUCAUCAGAUUUUACUUUUUUAUUCCAUUUGUAACCUGGUAACUGAGAACAGAGGUUUGAGAGCAUAUAUUCCCCUGUGCUUCUUUAGGUAAUUGACUACACUAUUAAGAUAAUUGUAUUCACUUUCUGAUAACUCUGAGAAACAGAGUCAUUUUCUUGGCCUGUGAUAAAUUGGAACUUUUCCAUGGCAAUUUGUAUCUUUAACUUUCUUUGACACACUUAAUAUUUUAAUCAAGACAGUGUUCAAAUUGUUUGAAUUUCUGUAGAGAGCAAAUCUCAAUAAUUUCAAUGCAACAAAUGUAAGUUUGUGAUUUAUAGCCAUGUUCAGGGAACACAUGAUUAAAAGAAAAAACAUUAGUAAUGCAAA
Molecule: messenger RNA, 4765 nt
Organism: Mesoplodon densirostris (Blainville's beaked whale)
Lineage: Eukaryota; Metazoa; Chordata; Mammalia; Artiodactyla; Ziphiidae
Gene: LANCL3
Product: LanC like family member 3
Exons: 5
Coding region: 125-1387 (420 amino acids)
Biological process (GO): carbohydrate metabolic process; peptide modification
Cellular component (GO): plasma membrane
Source: RefSeq, a predicted model, not a curated record